Messenger RNA from Podarcis muralis (Common wall lizard), 2336 nucleotides. Lineage: Eukaryota; Metazoa; Chordata; Lepidosauria; Squamata; Lacertidae. The record is from RefSeq and is a predicted model, not a curated record.
AGGGGGGGGAGGAUCAGACGAGCAUCUCUGCAGAAGGAGCAUCCCUGCAUCUCUCUGUCGCUGGUCCUGCUGCGCUCCCGUCUUCUCGCCCUUUGCUUCUCUCUCUCUCUUCUUUCUCUCUUCUCUUCUACCUCCCUCCUCUUUCUCUCUCUCCCUCUCUCUCCCCCCCUUCCUUCUACAUCUCUGUCUCCUUCCCUCCUUCCUUAACCCCUUUUCCCGGACUCCCAGCGACUCAGAUCCACCCAGAUGGGGUAGCUGUUCCUUAUGGGCAACGCAGAUGAGCAGCGCCCCCCGCUGCAGGAGGACUGAACUGCGGGGCUGAGCGAUGGCCAGUUUCCUCCAGCUCCUGCUGGCCUGGUUGGGAGGCUGCGGCUGUGCAGGCCGCCUCAUGCCGCCCAGCCAGGGGGCCAGAGCCGGGUCUCUGCGGGGGAACGUGUCUCAGCGCUGGGAGCGCCCGCUGAUGAGGUCCCGUCGCAGCUGGGUCUGGAACCAGUUCUUCGUCAUCGAGGAGUACGCCGGACCGGAGCCCGUCCUCAUUGGGAGGCUUCACACCGAUGUGGACCGGGGCGAGGGCCGCAUCAAGUACGUCUUGACCGGAGAGGGGGCCGGCACAGUCUUCGUGAUCGACGAGAAAACGGGCAACAUCCACGUCACCAAAACCUUGGACCGGGAGGAGAAAUCCCAGUAUACGUUGCUGGCCCAGGCUGUGGACCGGGCCUCUAACCGGCCUUUGGAGCCGCCGUCUGAGUUCAUAAUCAAAGUCCAAGACAUCAACGACAACCCGCCGGUCUUCCUCCAUGGCCCUUACCACGCUACUGUGCCCGAAAUGAGCAACGUGGGUACGUCCGUGAUUCAGGUGACGGCCCACGAUGCGGACGACCCGGCCUAUGGGAACAGUGCCAGGCUGGUCUAUACGGUACUCGAGGGGUUGCCAUUCUUCUCCGUCGACCCCCAGACGGGUGUGAUCCGGACAGCGACCCCCAACAUGGACCGGGAAACCCAGCAAGAAUUCCUUGUUGUGGUUCAGGCCAAGGACAUGGGGGGCCACGCCGGGGGUCUCUCAGGAAGCACGACCGUCACUGUCACACUGAGCGAUGUCAACGAUAACCCGCCUCGCUUCCCUCAGAGCUCCUACCAGUUUUCCGUGGUAGAGACUGCACCUCCUGGCUCUGCUGUGGGGCGGUUGCGAGCGCACGACCCCGACGAAGGGGAGAAUGCUCUGCUGGCCUACAGCAUUCUGGACGGAGGAGACGGGGCCGAAGCCUUCGCUAUCCACACCGAUGCGCUGGGACAGGACGGGAUCAUCACAGUGAAAAAGCCCCUCGACUUCGAAUCGCGCCACUCGUACACCUUCCGCGUGGAAGCCACCAACACGCUCAUUGACCCCCAGUACAUCCGCAAAGGCCCCUUCAAGGACAUGGCCACCGUCCGCAUCACGGUGGAGGACGCCGACGAGCCCCCGGCCUUCUCCCGCUCCGACUACCACCUCGCCGUCUACGAGAACAGCCCCCCGGGGACCCUGCUGGGCAAGAUACUCCAUCCUGCCGCACACGGACCCCGAGCGCUAUUUCAGCAUCAACCCUCAGGACGGGACCAUCCUGACCUCUGUGCCUCUCGACCGGGAGCUCUUGCCCUGGCACAACAUGACCGUGGUGGCAACGGAACUUGCCCCACACAGGCCUCCCACGUCCAAGUGGCCAUCCAGAUUCUGGAUGUCAACGACAACCCGCCCCAGCUGGAGCACAGCUAUGAGCCGUUUGUCUGUGACAAUGCAGCCCCCGGCCACGUAAGUGCUACCUGGGACAUGCUACGGGUAAUAACGCCCACCGGUUUGGCUAUUGGGGUGGAGCUAGGCGGCACAUAUUGUUAUAGGAAUGUACUAGAUAAAAUUUAAAAGAAAUAUACAGUAAUAUGAGUACAUUCAUUUGUAAAAAAAGGAAUAUACAACGGGAUAGACAUGUAGUCCAAUGUGUUGGUAGGUAUAUGAUUUGGGGGGGGGAUUGUCUUUGUUUUUUCCCUUUGUUUUUCUUUUCUUUUUUCAGAUAUAUAAGAUUUGUAUAUAAUCUCGGUAUGCAUGUUGGGAAAUAUAUUAUAAUAAGCUCUGUAAUGUAAUAUGACAAUGUUUACCAAUGUAAUGUAAGAAUGUUAAUAAAUAAAUAAAACUGGGAGGGGGGAUAGAUGGAGCCAGGCGAGGAGGUUGCAGCAUAGCUGUCAACUUUUCCCUUUUCUUGCAAGGAAUCCUAUUUGGAAUAAGGGAAUUUCCCUUUAAAAAAGGGGAAAGUUGACAGCUUUGGGUCGCAGCUUGGCUCCGUCACCCCUUUCCUUUCCCCUUCUCC